CACGUUCAAUCAUGCGGCUAAAGUGCAUUCCAAUGCAUUAUUUCACUCAAUUGGCUGCCCGAAUUCCGAUCAGGGCUGAAAAUUUAAACAGAGAGAGAAGAUCUAAAAUUUCAAGAUAGCAACCAAACAUCAAUGAUGAAGAGAAGCAUAUAAUGACAAUAAUGCAUUCAAGAUUGAUUGCAUCUUGUCAUUUGCUUGCUCGAUCGAAUUCACAUCAACUUGGCCAUCUUGCCAUUCGUACAAAUUAUCACAGUAAGAGACACUACUCUGAUAAAUCUCAAAAAGUUAAUUCACCUAUCGGAACAGAUCAUCGAACUAUUGGAACUGAACAAAAGUUAUUCUUUACACAUGAAUCAUCACCUGGAACACCAUUUAUGCUACCGCAUGGGAUGCGAAUUGCAGGAAAAGUGGAAAGAGUCAUUCGGGAUUUAUACCAAAGAUGGUCAUACGAUGAAGUUUUAACACCCCAAGUUUUCAAAGCUGAUCUGUGGAAACAGAGUGGACAUUGGGAUAAUUAUAGAGAUGAUAUGUUUGGCGUUGAAGGUUUCAAAGAAAUGCAAGAGCGUGCACAAGCAUCCAAUCAUCAUUCGGGAGGAUGUUGUGGUGACGUGGCGCAUACGUAUGAUGCAAGCCUUUCUGCUUCUGCCAAAAAUGGAGAACAGGCAACAAUGUACGGUCUCAAACCUAUGAAUUGUCCAGGUCACUGUUUAUUAUAUGCUGCUCAAGAACAUUCUUAUCGAGAUUUGCCAAUUCGUUAUGCGGAAUUUUCACCACUUCAUCGAAAUGAAGCAUCAGGUGCAUUAACCGGAUUGACAAGGGUAAGAAGGUUUCAUCAAGAUGAUGCACACGUUUUUUGUCGAGUGGAUCAAAUAUACGAUGAAAUUGCUUCAAUGUUGGUCAUGCUUCAAGACGCUUACUCUUUGUUCGGCUUUCCCAAGUUUGAGCUCGCACUUUCCACUAGACCUGAACAAUUUUUAGGUGAAUUGGAAGAUUGGCAAAGAGCAGAAGAUUCUUUGAGACAUGCAUUAGAUGCAAGUUCUUUGCCGUGGACGUUAAACGAAGCCGAUGGUGCCUUUUAUGGACCAAAGAUCGAUAUCCGACUUAUCGAUGCCGCCGGCAAGAAACAUCAAACGGCUACGAUUCAAUUGGACUUUCAAUUACCUCGCAGGUUUGAUUUACGCUAUAUGACAUCUGACGGGACUUCUUCUGCCAGACCAGUCAUGAUUCAUCGUGCAAUAUUGGGCAGUAUGGAAAGGUUUAUGGCCAUCUUGACGGAAAAUCUAGCAGGUCGUUGGCCAUUCUGGCUAAGUCCUCGUCAAGCUGUCAUCUUGCCAACUUCGCCAAACGAUCCGGAAUUGCUUGCUUGUGCACAUGCUGUUCGUGAUCAACUAGCAUUAGGUCUUACGCCCGGUAAGAAGUCAAACAUUCGUCAACGUCACGAUACAACUCUAACAGAUGAACAGAGAUUAGACAUAUUAAAAGCAUACAUUCCUUCAAGUCAUCUAAGCAAUGAUGAUCAGAAGGAUAAAGCUGUGGCACAACUUUAUGAAGCUGCAAAAGCUCGUGAACGAAGACAGCCCCAUACAUUCCACGUUGAGGUAGAUGCUUCAAUUGACAAAUUGGGCAAACGUGUUCGAAGGGCGCAUGUUGAGCAGGUAAACUUUACAUGUGUGAUCGGACCAGAGGAAAUGCGAACAGGUAAGGUGCAAGUUCGUAGUCGUGAUCAAUAUCAAGGUGAUUCCACAGGUCGACCAGAAUUACAACAGAAUAUGGGUACCUUUACCGUAGAUGAAUUACGACAAUUAUUCAUCACUCUCGAUGAUCAUCAUUGGUAAUGUAGAGUAAUCUUUCAAUCCAUAGCAAUUGUACUUAUACCAUCAAACAUAAAAUUAGAAAAGAC
This is a messenger RNA of Meira miltonrushii, 1900 nucleotides long. RefSeq names its product class II aaRS and biotin synthetase. Lineage: Eukaryota; Fungi; Basidiomycota; Exobasidiomycetes; Exobasidiales; Brachybasidiaceae. The coding region runs from base 162 to 1835 and encodes 557 amino acids. Gene Ontology annotation, biological process: threonyl-tRNA aminoacylation. Gene Ontology annotation, molecular function: ATP binding; threonine-tRNA ligase activity. Gene Ontology annotation, cellular component: cytoplasm. The record is from RefSeq and is a predicted model, not a curated record. The transcript has a single exon.